This is a messenger RNA of Aspergillus bombycis, 333 nucleotides long. Its product is annotated as glutaredoxin family protein. The coding region runs from base 1 to 333 and encodes 110 amino acids. Lineage: Eukaryota; Fungi; Ascomycota; Eurotiomycetes; Eurotiales; Aspergillaceae. The record is from RefSeq and is a predicted model, not a curated record. The transcript has a single exon.
AUGUUUCCUACCGCCGCCCGUCUCUCCCAGGCGGUUCGUGUUACGCUCUUCACUCGUGUCGGCUGCGGACUGUGCGACACGGCAAAACACGCCGUAACUCAAUUACACAAGCGGCGGCCCUUCGAAUACUCUGAAUUGGAUAUUAUGGUCCCUACCAACAAGCCCUGGAAGGAUGUUUAUGAGUUCGACGUCCCCGUCUUACACGUCCAGUCUGUCAAGGGUCAAUUGGAAAACGGAGAAGCCGAUCUCUCGGAUCCAAAGAAACUGUUCCAUCGGUUCACUGAGCAAGAAGUCGAAACGUUGGUCGACGAGGCCGAGAAGGCGAAAUCAUGA